Molecule: messenger RNA, 1098 nt
Organism: Histoplasma capsulatum G186AR
Lineage: Eukaryota; Fungi; Ascomycota; Eurotiomycetes; Onygenales; Ajellomycetaceae
Product: CFEM domain-containing protein
Exons: 6
Coding region: 1-1098 (365 amino acids)
Source: RefSeq, a predicted model, not a curated record
AUGUACGGCAAUUGGGCAUCGCGCCGCCUCUGUGCAAUCUCUCAGCUAUGCUCGCUCACAGAUGUGAAAUGCAUGGACACCUGCACAAACCCAGAACUCGAGGCGAAGAUUGCACCAUGCGUGGAACAGAAAUGUACAGUCAGGGAAUCUUUGACGACGCAGCGGAUAUCUGAUUUAAAAUGUGGACGCCCAAUCCGAGACCGCACUAAGGUGGUAUCUAUUGCUGGUGUGGUUGGGGGUGGUGUUGCGUUUUUGGCGUUCAUUUUGCGAAUGAUGGCAAGAUUGCCGUUUUUCAAUGGCGGGCCAUUUGGUAUGGACGAUGUGAUGAUAAUUGUAGCAAUGAUCUACUAUUGGGACGAGUGGAUUUACUUCUCGGCUAUCGUUCCGACAAAAAUGUCCCUUCACUUCUUCUAUCUUCGCAUAUUCCCAAAAAAGAGUUUCAGGAUAGCAAUAUAUAUCGUGAUGGGUAUCACUCUGGCAUACGGCAUCGUGUUCAUCCUCGUAUCCGUAUUCCAGUGCUCUCCUAUCAAAACCGCAUGGCUCCGGUGGGAUGGCACUGCGCCAGGCCACUGCAAUAAUAUCAACUUGCAGGGCUGGACAAGUGCGGCGAUCAAUAUUGUCUUGGACUUCGUUACGUUGGCUCUCCCUUUGAGAGAGUUAUCCCAAAUGGACCUCUGGCGCAAGAAGAAGAUCCACAUAUGUAUCAUGUUCAGCGUCGGUUCUUUGCUGACGAGAAAACCUGAUAGCGUCACAAUCGUUAGCAUUCUCCGCCUCCAAUCACUACUCAAAUUUGCUAAAUCACGUAAUUUUACUUGGGAUUACGUCGAAAUGGGCUACUGGAGUACAAUUGAGGUCCACGUGGGCAUCAUCUGCGCAUGUAUGCCAGCAAUUCGAUCACUCCUUCGAAGACUGUUCCCCAGCUUCUUCUCCUACACGCAACACCAGAAAUCAGGCACAUUCGGUAAUAGCUCAUCUCAUGACGAGUCUGUAAUGCGCAACUCGCAGCCUCCAAAAUCUGAUUUUCAUGAGUCGGACUCGUUGCCUCUCGUCGAUGUUUAUAAUUCUCGACCGCAGUACAGCUACUUCCACGCCAAGUAA